CCCGAGCGGCGGCGGAGGCGGGGAGCUGGAUGACAGCGGCAGGCGGAGAGCAGGCAGAGCACCGUUCGGUUGGGGGUUCGGAUCCUUUUCGGGCCGGGGGCUGCCUGCAGUGGGCGCCCACAUCUGCUGGAGGGAAACAGCCGUGUGGAUGCCUUCUGGAAGCGGAAAGGACUGGAAUGAGUGAGGAAUAAUAAUAGUAAUUAAAACUCACCAGCUAGAGGCCAACUAAUAAUAAAAAAAUAAGAAAAAAGGUGGGAGCGACAUAUCGCUGCAGGAGCCGCGGAGGAGCCCGGCGCCGGACACAGGGACCCCAGCGGAGGAGCGCUUUUAUCCGCAGGCAGCCAUGGCAGAUGCAGAGCUGGACUUCCAGACCGGAGAUGCCGGGGCGUCCGUCACCUACCCCAUGCAGUGCUCUGCACUGCGCAAAAACGGCUUCGUGGUGCUCAAAGGUCGACCCUGCAAGAUCGUAGAGAUGUCCACCUCCAAGACCGGCAAGCACGGCCACGCCAAGGUUCACCUGGUUGGGAUCGACAUCUUCUCCGGGAAGAAGUAUGAAGAUAUUUGUCCCUCCACCCACAACAUGGACGUCCCCAACAUCAAAAGAAUGGAUUACCAGCUGAUCGGGAUCCAGGACGGCUACCUCUCCCUGCUCCAGGACAGCGGGGAGGUGAGAGAGGACCUAAAGCUUCCCGAGGGAGACCUGGGAAAAGAGAUCGAAAGCAGGCACGAAGCUGGAGAGGAGAUUCUGAUCACCGUUCUAAAUGCAAUGGACGAGGAAGCUGCAGUCGGUAUAAAAGCCUUGUGUAAAUAAGCCACAGCAGACGCAAUCGAGAUGCACUGGACCUGGGGGGAAAAGGAGGGGCUGAUGCAUCGUCUGUGCUAGUCUCCCUCCCUUUUCUGUCUCUCUUUUUCCCGUACUCGGUUUCUGUCCCUCCUUCGGGUUCAACUAGACAGCUCGGAUAACUAUCUGGAAGCCAUUAGAAAAUGCAUUAUGUAAAUGUACAAAGUCUCGAGUCCAGGUGAGCGUCCCAGGAAGGUUUUCGAGUCGCUCUGCAAAUGUUGUGUAGCUACGCCACCUUCAGGGACGAGCUGUGAUCGCACCUUUGUUUCAUUUGCUGGUUGAUCAAGGGCUCCAUCUCCAGAUCUACAUCGUUCGGUUGAGGCGAAGAAUCACGAGAACACAAAAAGCUGUGUUUUUUAAUUUUCCUCUUUUCUGCCGGUGUUCAAAGGUGUCUACUGAGGAGACUGUUGAGCGGAAAGCUUCGCAGCUGUCUGAAGAAAUGACUCCAGUGUUAUUUAUUGUGCGCCCAGAGUCUGAUCUAGGACCUGUGGGAGAUCUCUGGCAGUCUGGUUUCGUCUCUCGUGUUUGUACACCCGGUCCGAGCUGUGCAGAAUCUCUGAUAAGGUCAACACAAACACUAAAGUGAUAUAAAAUAAAAUUAAAAUAAAGAUGAUGCAAAC
This is a messenger RNA of Fundulus heteroclitus (mummichog), 1461 nucleotides long. Its product is annotated as eukaryotic translation initiation factor 5A-1. The coding region runs from base 344 to 811 and encodes 155 amino acids. Gene Ontology annotation, biological process: positive regulation of translational elongation; positive regulation of translational termination. The record is from RefSeq and is a predicted model, not a curated record. The transcript is spliced from 6 exons. NCBI's taxonomy places the organism in Eukaryota, Metazoa, Chordata, Actinopteri, Cyprinodontiformes, Fundulidae. Gene Ontology annotation, molecular function: RNA binding; ribosome binding; translation elongation factor activity.